This is a messenger RNA of Vitis vinifera (wine grape), 735 nucleotides long. Its product is annotated as sec-independent protein translocase protein TATA, chloroplastic. The transcript is spliced from 2 exons. Gene Ontology annotation, cellular component: membrane. Bases 124 to 534 code for a protein of 136 amino acids. Gene Ontology annotation, biological process: protein transport by the Tat complex. The record is from RefSeq and is a predicted model, not a curated record. Lineage: Eukaryota; Viridiplantae; Streptophyta; Magnoliopsida; Vitales; Vitaceae.
GGACAUGGGUCCACAACGUACACAUGCUUCCAAGGGCCAGGACACCGCAUUCAUGAUAUUAUCUUACUCUGUUCUGUUCAAGAUUUACAAGCAAGGAAACGAGAAAGAGAAGAGAAGAAGAAAAUGGCGGCCGCCCUCUAUCUCUCUUCAAUUCCAAAACCCACGCAAACCCUCUCCUUCUCUUCUUCUCACUCCAAUUUUUUCAACGCCAAGACUCUGGUUGUGGCUCGGAGCCGGACCCGAAUCCGAACCCAGAAGCGUCUUACCUGUACCUGCUUGUUUGGUCUCGGCGUGCCGGAGCUUGUCGUCAUCGCCGGCGUCGCAGCACUCGUUUUCGGCCCCAAGAAGUUGCCGGAGGUCGGCCGCAGCAUUGGAAAGACUGUCAAAAGCUUUCAACAGGCAGCAAAGGAGUUUGAAACUGAGCUGAAAAAAGAACCUGCUUCCGUCACAGAGGCCCCAGUGGAGACACCUGCAACAUUAAGUGAAGAGAAGGAAAAGGAUGUGGAAGUCUCAAGCAAAAAGGAGAGUUUAUGAGGUUGUAGAACUAUAAUUUACUCUAUAUAUUUGGCCAUGGUUUUAGUGUUGUUUCUCAGGGGUUUGUACAACAUAAUAAUUGAGUUCUAGUCUAGAUCAAUUAUGUGAGAAAUUUUCCUUCAAACAACCUAGACCCACCAUGCUUCAUGGUUCAUUAACCCAUGAUUGUUUUAUGAAUUCCCUCAGCAGCUUCCCUAGAAA